This is a messenger RNA of Linum trigynum, 651 nucleotides long. The record is from the annotation of a GenBank genome assembly. NCBI's taxonomy places the organism in Eukaryota, Viridiplantae, Streptophyta, Magnoliopsida, Malpighiales, Linaceae.
AUGUGUUUCGAAGGAUUCCAAUUUAUGAGGUACCUACAAUGGCAAUUGAAAAAACCCAGGCUAUUUGAAUAUCUUUCAGCGAAUGAUACACCCAAUGAGAAGAACACUAUAGUUAGGUGUAAACGUGGCGAGUGUCGGACAGUAUAUUAUGAGGAAUUGGAGUGGCUACCGAAUGGGAGUAAGUUGAUAAAGGAAGCAGGCCAACCAUAUUCAAAACCCACUACUUAUACUUCGUUUACUUGCAGUCAAGACACGUUACCAGAAUUAUCAAGCGAUCCAAUAAGCCCUUUAGAGGAUAAGAUGAUACUUGCUAAACUUGGCUCUAAACGGGAAAUUGAACUGGAAGCGCACUACAUAGAAGAUGAGGAUGCAGAAGAACUUGUGAAGAAACGUCUUGAUAAAGUAUUUGACGUUGAAGAUAUUGGCCAUGGUAAUAAAAGGGCAACUGUGGCGAGACCGCGAGAUUGCAGACUGUGUCGUGAAUGCGUUAGGGGGGAAGGAUGUGAGGAGCAUGUGGAAUUGUGUCGUGUCAAAGAUCAUUUUAUAUUCAUUGUUGAAUCUACCGGAGUACUACCACCAGAGGUGCUAUUUACAGAAGUUGUCAAGAUCUUGGAAGACAAAUGUGAGCGCGUAAUUAGUGAGAUCUCUUGA